Tripterygium wilfordii is the source of this 975-nucleotide messenger RNA. RefSeq names its product agamous-like MADS-box protein AGL18. The coding region runs from base 109 to 843 and encodes 244 amino acids. NCBI's taxonomy places the organism in Eukaryota, Viridiplantae, Streptophyta, Magnoliopsida, Celastrales, Celastraceae. Gene Ontology annotation, cellular component: nucleus. The transcript has 8 exons. Gene Ontology annotation, biological process: positive regulation of transcription by RNA polymerase II. The record is from RefSeq and is a predicted model, not a curated record. Gene Ontology annotation, molecular function: protein dimerization activity; DNA-binding transcription factor activity, RNA polymerase II-specific; RNA polymerase II cis-regulatory region sequence-specific DNA binding.
UUCUCAUCUUCUUCUUCUCUACACAACAUUAAUUGUAGAUUUUCAAUUUUCUAGGGAAAAAAAGAAAAGAAAGACUGAAAGAUUGAGAGAGAAAAACACCAUCACAAGAUGGGGAGAGGGAAAAUUGAGAUCAAGAAAAUAGAAAACUUGAAUAGCAGGCAAGUCACCUUCUCGAAAAGGCGUAACGGGUUGCUGAAGAAGGCUAGGGAAUUGUCAGUUCUAUGUGAUGCUGAGGUUGCCGUCAUAAUCUUCUCCGGUACCGGAAAGCUUUAUGAAUACUCAAGUACUAGCAUGGAACACACUCUUGCGAGGUACGGCAACGGCCUUGACUUGGAAUGUCGUGAACAUCAUAUAGAUGACAGUGGAGUCGAGUCUGAUAAUGUGAAUGCAAUGAAGGAAGAGAUCGAGAGGCUGCACUUGUCAUUCCUGCAAAUGAUGGGAAAGGAACUGGAUGGGUUAACCUUCAAGGAGCUGCAGAACUUGGAGCAUCAAUUAAAUGAAGGAAUAUUGUCUGUUAAACACAAGAAGGAACAAGUGCUCUUAGAGCAGCUUAAAAGGUCGAGGAUGCAGGAGCAAGAGGCCAUGCUAGAGAAUGAAGCUCUACGGAAACAGAUUGAGGAAUUUGGAAGGUCAAAGUCACAGCGUUUCAUGGAAUUCAACCAUUCAGAGAGAAAGUUGGGACCCUUCAAAAGUUCAAGACCUAAUUAUGCAGAAGAUGACAAUGAGCUCUCUGAGACUUCAUUGCAGUUAGGGUUGUCAUCGGAUUAUCAUCGCAAGAGUAAGGCUUCGAAGAGGAACGAAUCUGUAUGCAAUGAUUCGGCAAGUCAGGUGGCCUCAGAGUGACACAAUUAUUCAUCACCUCCAUCAAUAAUAUAUAUAUGUAUGUAUGUAUCUAUGUAUGUACAAGACUUAAUUUUGAAGCUUUUUCGAAAAUAAUUUUAUGAAUAAUAAUUUAAACGUUGCUCAUUCAGUUAA